GCAGCGUUAUAUGUUGAAACAUGUAGAGUGUAUAAGAUUGUUUUCCAGUCUCAUCGGUUUUUAUUUACUACUUUUCAUCCUUUGCGGAUGUAGCCGUUUCCAUUUCCAACAUCUUCACUAGCCUUGCAGAAGUCAAAAGUUAUUAUGAUUCCCUGUAACGAGCCAACAGAUCCCAUACCGUCUUUUGAGGAAGAUGGCUUUCCUAUUCGCUAUCUGGGUAGUACCACUUUCAAUGUUAAAGGGAAGAAAAUUGACAUACAAAUUCUACAACGACCGCUCCUCGAGCUUUAUUCGAAGGCUAGACGUAGAGGCGAAGACCAACGGGCAGUCCAUCCUCUGGGUUUAAACCAGAUUCUUCAUGUGUCUGAUUAUGGACUUGUAGUGGCGGAAAGUAAUCAGGAUCACGAGACUGGCGAUGCCAUUGCUGUGGUAACCAAAGUCCUUACUCCAGUUUCGAGUCUAGCUCUUUGGGCUGCAGUGAGAUUCCAUACUCGAGUAAUGAAGCGUAAAGCCUUUGGUGCAGCUUUCGUGCCUCUGGCCUGUUCAGAAGCCGUCGUUAAUGAAGACCAGUACACCCGACUUGCUAACAAACAACGAUUUCUAGUUAGUUUAACUCAUCCAUCGUUGUUCACCUGCCUCUUCCGUCGAGUUGCUUCUCCUAAGUCUGUCGAGUGUCACGCGUUUCUUUGCUCUAGUGCCGAAGAUGCUAUGACCAUUUGCUCUAUAUUAGGAGACACAAAACAGCUAUGUGAACGCGUUGGUUCUAUAGAACUUUUGGUUGAAGAUGGAAUAAGCAGUCGGGCUUCAGACUUUUCGGGAAGAUACGACGCUACUCAUCUUCAGCGUGAACUGACAGCAAGAAUAGAAACGCCGUCUUUAAUCAGCCAUUCAAAUGAACCUAUCACACGAAAUCAUUAUCACAAAGAAAAGUGUAAUGGCAGUAAGAGCCAAAUUAAUGGUCAACUAAUGGGAAGACGCUUUGAACGAGAACUGAGAGAUAUUCCUUCUUCGCCAGAUUCAGGGCGAAGAUAUGUCAAAAAUAAUUCCAAAAUGUCCCGUCACAAAAGAGUUGAUGACUAUUCAUCCUCUCCGAGUCUCGAAAAGAGAGAACGUCUUCAAAAAACUCGGAGCAAAUCCUGCGAGAGGAGAGCAAGCAAGUACAAUACUAAAAUAUCUCGCAAUUCGAGAAGCAAGUCCUGUGAAAGAAUGUUAGAUGAAAGCCCCUCUUCGCCUUUUGGAGAGCAAAGGCAGUUGUUUUUCGGAAAUUGCAGAUCAACUCCUGGUGACCGGCGAGAAUUUUUCUCGAACUUGGAUAUCAGAAAACCAACUUUAGAUGAACAGUUUGGAAAAUAUUGCUCUGAAGACAGCUAUUCAUCUCCUAGUCUUUUACGAAAACACCUUAAACAUCGCAGCAAAUCAGCUGAACGAAUAGCUAAUGAUAUUUCAUCUUCAUCAGACACUGAUGGAAAGCCUACGACCAUAAAUCGUAGUAAAUCAGCGGAGGGAAUUUCGCAAGCCGCGCAGUUUUCAACAAAAAUCUCUGAAAACACCACAAAUAGAACUAGAGAAACUGAAGUAAAGUCUUACAAUCAGGAAGAGAGAUUAAGACCAAAAUUUUACACUGCAAACGCCGGGAAUCUAUCGUCAUCAACUGAGUGGAGGUGGAAUGAUUUUCAGCAGGACUCUUUGAAAUCACUGGAUUUGGAAACAGAACCGUGCAGGUUACCAGAACACGAACGUAGAUACAUACAGGAAGUUAUCAGAAGACACACUAACAUACACGGAGUCAGACCAAAUCCGAAGAUUAAGCUAGCCAGCCAGAGUCAAGAAGGGCAGGAUAGUGCCUUCAGACGACUUCAAUCCAGAGAUGUUUCUCAAUCACUGCCGAACUACUUCGAACAAGAGGAGACAGAAAGCACAAGUAGUAGUGUGGCCCCUCUACGAGAAACCACAGUAAUAACACGAACAAUGGACUUUGGAAGUGAGAGUGAUGCGCGGUCUUUGUAUGGAUCAGUACUAUCCACCCAGAAACAUCCACAAAUUGAAAAUCUCAAUCGAAUGUUCAAAUCCAAACAGUUUGAAAUAAAUGGAGAAAUAGGUGAUUUUAAAGACAUGAGAAACUCGAGUGAUAUUCGAGAACAAAUUAAUCAUGCGUCUGAUAAACACUUGAUUAAGAAUGAUUCAUUUUCAGCAUCUAUUGACAGUCACUAUCUAGACAGUGAAUUAUAUGCUGUUCCAAGAAAAAAUCAUUAUAACUCCAUGCGUAAAGGCAGUAAAAAACAAGGUCUUGCAGCGACAGAGCUAGUUCAAGAUGUGGAACUUGGUAGUAAGAGUGAAUGCUCUUAUUCGAGUAAUCAAAGCGAUAACUGGCAACUUCAACGUAAUAAGGAGCAUAAUAUCACGCGAAGUAUGAUCGGAGAUGAUAAUGAAAGCGGAGACAGUCAAUCAACUCUGAAGCACGAAAAACACACCUCUUUCAAAACUAGAGAUGCUUAUGGACCAGAAGAUGUCCACGAAAUGACCUAUAGCAAAUAUAUGAAAACAAACGAAUUUCAAGAAGCCAAUGACGAGACUCUUGCCAAAAUGAAGAGGAACGGAACUACUAAAGUUGUCAUUAAUGUGCCCUAUAAAGAAGGAUUAUCGUAUGGUCAGGAUCGAACAAACUAUAUUGCAACUGGGAUCCGAACCUUUCAUAAGCACAACAACGUGAAGAACUGGUCCACAAUGAGCCAGGGUUCAGAAGCAUCGUACAAAGGUUCGAUCACACACAAUGGAGCUGCCACACUACCCCUGAACAGAGGUCAGCAAAAGUCCAUAAGGUUUUCAUCAGAUGACCAUUUGAACAGAAAACCAAGUUUCCUGGCGAGUUUUAAACGAAUGAGCUUAAAAUCACUGAAGAGGGCUAGAAAGAAAUUUGCUAGUUUCAGAACUAAAAAAAAAGUCCCAUCGAAAAGGAAAAAGGAGUGUGAAAUUUCUGAGGACUCGGCCUACGAUACUUCUGAAGUGUGUUUGAGCCCUAAUGGUGGACAAAUAGUUAAAAUAAAAAAUCCCGAGAGAUCCUGGAGUUUCCAAGAUCUUCCAACAGAACAUUCCCAGUCACAAGGGGUAGAAAACGGAAGCAGUGGUUCGCAAAAAGCUCAAUCUUCGAAAAAGAACGGUGGUCUCUCGAAAAAACGCUUUCGUAGAUUGCGUCGUCGCGGCUCCGGAAGCAGCCUUUCCUAUGAUUCUGGAGUAGAUGACUACCAUUCCGAUCAUUCGAUACCAUUACACAACCAUUAUAAGUCUGACUCCGAACUAAACCGUGGAACAACAAUAAACAUUCGUCACGGUAUUAGUGAACGGAAAUUCCAACACUGGUCUCAGACUGACCUAGCUGAUGAACUUGGUUAUAUUCCAUGAAGCUGUUACGUCACAUUGGCCUGUUAUGAUUAUUGCUCAUUACUUACCCUAAUCAAGAAAUUAUUUUGUAGUUUUAGUUCUCUGCUUAUAAAUAACAUUUGUAGUUUUGUUUUCUGUGUGACUCAGAAAACACGUUUUAAUCCUGAUGCCUAAGAAUGAGAAACAAUCUGCCAUAUUUCCACUGAGAAAGAUAUUUUCACUUACUUCUGUGCAAACUUGUAUUAAAGGGGCGUAAUUGUUUAGGGAGGGGAGAAAACAAAAUUUCAUUUCGAACUUAAGAAAUUAUAAUAUAGGAACGAAAGUAAACUAUAAGUAAUUGUUAUUCAAGGCUGAUAACACUAAACAUGGACAUCGUGUGUGCAGCACACUCACGUUACCAACUUGGCGCGUGCCACGUGCAGCAGCAACGACUGAUGCGUACAACGUGGCAAGUAAUAGUGUUCUACCGUCAUGUUGUGGGUUUAUCAAGAAUAUCGUGGCAAGUAAUACUGUUAUGUCAUCAUGUUGUGGGCUUAUCAAGAAUAUCGUGGCAAGUAAUACUGCUCUAUCAUCAUGUCUUACCAAUAAUAUCGUGGCAAGUAAUACUGCUCUACCGUUAUGUCUUACCAAUAAUAUCGUGGCAAGUAAUACUGCUCUACCGUCAUGUCUUACCAAGAAUAUCGUGGCAAGUAAUACUGCUCUACCGUCAUGUCUUACCAAUAAUAUCGUGGCAAGUGAUACUGUUCUACUGUCAUGUCUUACCAAGAAUAUCGUGGCGAGUAAUACUACUCUACCUUCAUGUCUUACCAAGAAUAUCGUGGCAAGUAUUACUGCUCUACCGUCAUGUUGUGGGCUUAUCAAGAAUAUCGUGGCAAGUAAUACUGCUCUACCGUCAUGUCUUACCAAGAAUAUCGUGGCAAGUAAUACUGCUCUACCGUCAUGUCUUACCAAGAAUAUCGUGGCAAGUUAUACUGCUCUAUCAUCAUGUCUUACCAAGAACACCGUGGCAAGUAAUACUGUUCUACCGUCAUGUCUUACCAAGAAUAUCGUGGCAAGUUAUACUGCUCUAUCAUCAUGUCUUACCAAGAACACCGUGGCAAGUAAUAAUGUUCUACUGUCAUGUCUUACCAAGAAUAUCGUGGCAAGUUAUACUGUUCUGUCAUCAUGUUGUGGUCUUACAAAGUUUAUCGUGGCAAGUAAUACUGUUCUGUCAUCAUGUUGUGGUCUUACCAAGUUUAUCGUGGCAAAUAAUACUGUUCUGUCAUCAUGUUGUGGUCUUACAAAGUUUAUCGUGGCAAGUAAUACUGUUCUGUCAUCAUGUUGUGGUCUUACCAAGUUUAUCGUGGCAAAUAAUACUCUUCUGUCAUCAUGUUGUGGUCUUACCAAGUUUAUCGUGGCAAGUAAUACCGUUCUAUCGCUAUGUUGUGAUCUUACAAAGAAAAUCUUGGUAAGUAAUACCGUCAUGUCUUACCAAGAACUUCGUGGGAAAUAAUACUCCAUAAAGUAAUAAUUUGAUCUUACCAAUAUUUUAUUUAAUUGACACUCUACAACGUCAUCUUGUGAUCUCACAAAAUGUAUCACAGUAAAUGAUAAUGCAUAACAUUAUCUCGUGUUAUUAUCAAAAUCAUUGUAAUUGAUACUGUACAACGUCAACACGAGUUUUGUCAAUAUCUUCCUAUCUAACAACAGCAGAAAUGCAUAAACAAGUUAAUCAAGUUUGGAAAACGUUAACAACGUUCUGUUUACAAGAAAACGUAAAAUAUCUUUCAAGCGUCGUAGCAACUACUACUACACAACGUCAUAUUUAUGUUCUUACUAAAACCAUCUUGGUAACUAAUAAUGCACAACGUCAUAUUUAUGUUCUUACUAAAAACAUCUUGGUAACUAAUACUACACAACGUCAUAUUUAUGUUCUUACUAAAACAUCUUCGUAACUAAUACUGCACAACGUCAUAUUUAUGUUCUUACUAAAACCAUCUUGGUAACUAAUAAUGCACAACGUCAUAUUUAUGUUCUUACUAAAACCAUCUUGGUAACUAAUAUUACACAACGUCAUAUUUAUGUUCUUACUAAAACCAUCUUGGUAACUAAUAUUACACAACGUCAUAUUUAUGUUCUUACUAAAACCAUCUUGGUAACUAAUACUGCAUUACGUCAUCCUUCGGUUUUACUAAAACAUCUUGGUAACUAAUGCUGCACAACGUCAUAUUUAUAUUCUUACUAAAGACAUCUUGGCAACUUAUACCGCAUUACGUCAUCCUGUGAUUUUACUAAAAUAUCUUUGCAACAAAACCAUUAUAAUUAAUAAUAUACUACAAUGAUGUUCUGAUAUUACAAAGAACAUUGUUGUAAAUAAUACCGUUCUAUCAUCAUUUUGUAGUUUAACCAAAAACAUGGUGACAACUGAUAUUGUACAUCAUUACAUUCUACCGUCAUGUUGUGGUUUAACCAAAAACAUGGUGACAACUGAUAUUGUACAUCAUUACGUACUACCGUCAUGUUGUGGUUUAACCAAAAACAUGGUGACAACUGAUAUUGUACAUCAUUACACACUACCGUCAUGUUGUGGUUUAACCAAAGACAUGAUGACAAAUAAUGUUGUACAUCAUUACAUACUACCGUCAUGUUGUGGUUUAACCAAAAACAUGGUGACAACUGAUAUUGUACAUCAUUACAUACUACCGUCAUGUUGUGGUUUAACCAAAAACAUGGUGACAACUAAUAAUGUACAUCAUUACAUACUACCGUCAUGUUGUGUUUUUAUUCUCCUCAAAUUUGUCUUGGUUAACUUGCUAUCGUUAAAUAUGAAGAUCUUGACAAAACUCUGCCAUUGUUUUAUCUUCGGGCAGCAGUGACUAAUUUGCAUAUAUUAAUUACACAAAGAAAUCGUUAGCACUAGUAGUUCAAAAAUAAAUAGAUAAAACUCUUGGUACAAUUUGUCUUUAGAAAAAAUGUUCUGCCAUUCCUUGUUUUGAAGAAGUGUAUCAUUACUUAUGAGAUAAACAAUUUGUUGUCAUUGGUGUAAUAAGUUUCCCAAUGUCUUAUUACGAUUAUGUUACCACGAUUCCACUGAAACUACGAAAGUUAUAUUUCUCUAAGUCACCUUCGUAUCUUAAAAUCUAUUUCAAACAUCAAUUUUUCCUGCUUAAUUAAUUAGGUGUCGUGUGUUAUCUCUACGUUCGGAAGGAAGAUUAUCGAGAAAAAAAAAAAUCAGGGUGUUUGAGAGUAUCUCUACUGGACCAUCGAUAAUAAGUAACUAUGUCCGAUCAUUGCGCCGUUUCCGUCAUUGUUCAACACAAACUUUCUUUUUUUUCCCUCUGACGUCCAAGAGGAACAAGGAAGUUUGUGUUGACGUCAGUUAUAGCGUUGUAAAUAAACACUUUGGUUUAAUUUUAACGCAAAACAAUAAAGCUACUUUUAGAACACAUUUUGCAUGUACAUAAACAUGUAUAUGUUUAUUACCUAAUUCAUCCAAUGUUAGAUGAAUUUAAAGCGAAAUAUCGGGUGUUUUUUUAAUAGACUUUUUCUCAUCAUCGCAUCCAAAAUAAGCCUAUUUUGUAUGAAUUUAUUAACAUGACUACUGUAGGUGUUUAGUCAUUAUAGGUGUUCUUUUAAGCUGCUAAAAUAAGAGAUUUCUCUCAAUGUGACUGAACGGGGAAAAAUAUGUUAUUAAGAUCUUUCCUAAGAUGGAAAUUUUACGUUGGUUGGUUAUACAAUACAGUUAGUUCUAGUGAUUAAUUAGUUGUCAUCCAUUUUGCUCACACGGAAGAAUAUGUCUCUGUCGUAUCACAUCGUGCUUGUUAAAGAGAUUAUAGACAUUACGAGUAAAUGAAAAUGCUUGUAGAACAAACAAAAAAUUCACCUUUUAAAGUAUGCGACAAUGCAUGAUUUUAUCUAUAAAACAUGCCUUUCAAUACGAUCACAAUUUUCUUCAAGGCAUUGUCGUCUUUUCUUAAAGCGCGUUACAAAAAUAAGAUCUGUCUCGCGACAAGACUUCACACAAAUUUCUUUAAUUUGACAAACGUUAUCCAUUUUCUACAUGUAUGACGACACAGUUCCAGUUUCUUUGCUUAAUUAAGUUAACACAUCAUUAGAAAGAAUAUUUCAAUACAUCAUGGACUUAUGUAAGUGUCAUCGUUAUUUUGGCGUAGUGUUUGUGGUGUUGGGGUACGUAAUGCCUUCAGAAAUUACAACAUAACAUUAGAGGAUAAAAUAUGCAUUUUAGUUGUUAUUCAUAAGUGUGAUUUUAAUCACGUUAAAUAAUAAAUGAAGUCACUUUUAAUCAAUAAAAAAUAUGAAUUUCUUAUAAAAUUACUAAAUAUUCAUUAUUAAAUUUCAUUUUUACUUAAUUUCUUAAAAGUAUAAUAUUACGGAAGCUUGACUAUGAUUAGCUGUGGAUUAUUAUUAUUUUAUUUUUUGUAAUUUGCUUUAUGCUAAUAAUAAUGUUUAUAUUGAAAUGACAAUUUCUUAAAAAUGUUAGUAUAUUUUAGUUCCUUAUCGGCCGAGGAUACUUCUGAAUAUAUAAUUAUUAUGUAAAAUCCUCGUAGUGUUCCCCUGGUGGUGAAAGUUAUAAACAUGCUUUAAUCUUCAGUAACCAUUAUAUCGUUUAAAUAUAUAUAUAUAUAUAUAUAUAUAUUGGUGUUAUUAGAGCAAAUUAUGGUUUAAUAAAACAUUUUUCUGACAAACACU
This is a messenger RNA of Limulus polyphemus (Atlantic horseshoe crab), 8067 nucleotides long. RefSeq lists its product as uncharacterized. The transcript has 2 exons. The coding region runs from base 145 to 3399 and encodes 1084 amino acids. The record is from RefSeq and is a predicted model, not a curated record. NCBI's taxonomy places the organism in Eukaryota, Metazoa, Arthropoda, Merostomata, Xiphosura, Limulidae.